AUGUAUGUGAAAUGCUUUGAAACAGCAAUGUUUUGCUAUGUAAUAAUUGUUUUAAAAAAAAUUCUUUUUUUUUAAAUUUUCAAAUUUGCCGCGGGUUCCGGCGCCCGCGCCCGUAUGUCCCGACGUCACAGGGACCGGAACACAGAAGUCGGAUGCCGUCAUGGGCCGGAGGAGAUGGCCGGGGAUGCUGCAGGGGACACAUCGCGGGAGCGAAGGACAAGGUAAGUGCUGCAGGGACCCCCUGAGCAACGCACAUGGUAAGCCCGAGUGUAGCUCAGGGUUACCGCUCUUGGUAUUGAAAUUUUACCCCGAGCUACACACGGGAAAACCACUAAGGAGGUUAACAAGGGGAUAAAA
Molecule: messenger RNA, 357 nt
Organism: Staurois parvus
Lineage: Eukaryota; Metazoa; Chordata; Amphibia; Anura; Ranidae
Source: the annotation of a GenBank genome assembly